Molecule: messenger RNA, 1707 nt
Organism: Kwoniella botswanensis
Lineage: Eukaryota; Fungi; Basidiomycota; Tremellomycetes; Tremellales; Cryptococcaceae
Exons: 6
Coding region: 1-1707 (568 amino acids)
Biological process (GO): transmembrane transport
Cellular component (GO): membrane
Molecular function (GO): transmembrane transporter activity
Source: RefSeq, a predicted model, not a curated record
AUGUCCGACGAAAAGAACUAUGGUAUCGAAACUCUGGCCCCUGCGAGGCCAGCCAUGCAAUCUCGAGCAGCUAGUCAGCUUGAAAAGGCCACUAUCUCUCAUGUCGAGCACACCGGUCCUAUUAACCGUAUCGAUCCAGCCGCGCUUCACGAUGAUACCUUGAUGGUCGGUGAAAGAGGUGAAAAGUUAACCUCCUUCGUGCUUAUGCUCUCUUUUGUCGCCGCUGUGUCUGGCUUCUGUUUCGGUUAUGACACUGGAGUCAUUUCAGCUGCUCUGGUAUCCAUCAAAGACGAUUUCGGCCAUAUACUCGCAGAUCAAGAGAAAGAAUGGAUUUCUACCGCCACUUCCUGUGGUGCAUUGGUUGGUGCUCUUUCGUCCGGAUCCAUGGCGGAUAAGAUCGGGCGAAAAUGGGUCCUUGCUGUCGGCGACGUAUGGUUCACCAUUGGUGCCAUCAUCAUCUGCGCCUCGUAUUCAGUACCGCAAAUGAUUGUAGGAAGAGCCGUUCUGGGUCUGGGAGUAGGUACUGCCGCCGCUAUCGCUCCUCUUUACAUCGCGGAGGUCGCUCCGACUCGGUUCAGAGGUGCUUUGGUCACGAUUCAGUCACUCGCAAUCACCGGCGGUCAAUUUGUAUCCUACUGCAUUGGUAUCCCUCUUACUGGUCACAACGGCUGGAGAGUCCAAUUCGGUAUCGGUAUCGCUCCAGCUCUUGUUCAAGCCGUCGCCAUCCACUUCAUGCCCGAAUCCCCUCGAUUUGAUCUUCUAAGAGGCAACAGGGAAGCCGCCCUCGCUACGAUUCAGCGAAGCUACAGAGGCAUGUCUGAAGACUAUAUCGCAGUCAAAUUCGCGGCCCUGGAAGAAGUAGUAGGCAUCUCGGCUAGUUUCACCAACCAGUACAACAUCAAAGCACGUUUGAGACUUCUCCUGACCGAAGGCAAGUACCGAAAGCCAGCGAUCACUGCAUUGGGUAUCGGUAUCUUCCAGCAAUUGUGUGGUUUCAACUCUUUGAUGUACUACGCUGCCACCAUCUUCAGCAUGGCAGGAUUCGAUAAUCCUACCGCAGUCGGCCUGAUUGUGUCCGGUACCAAUUGGUUUUUCACCUUUGUCGCGAUGUUCCUCCUCGACCGCGUCGGUAAACGAAGAAUUCUAUUAUCAACAUACCCUGGGAUGAUAGCCGGUCUCGCUCUUGCUUCCGUGGCCUUCUGGAAAAUGACUGGUGAGACUGGACAUCGACUUGUCGAAGGUACCGAAUAUCCCAAACAAUGGUCAAACAUGAUGCUGGGGAUGAUGGUGGUCUUCAUCGCUUUCUACGCCACCGGAUCAGGAAACAUCACAUGGACGGUAGGAGAGGUGUUCCCUCUUGAAAUGCGAGGUAUCGGAUCUUCUGUCUUAGCUGGAGGUGUCUGGGCCGCCAACAUCCUCAUCUCUGCAACUUUCUUAACUCUGAUGAACGCGAUUGGUCCUACGCCUACUUUUGCUCUGUAUGCUGGUAUCUGUCUGGCUGGUCUCAUAUUCAUUUACUUCUGCUACCCCGAACCUUCCGGUCUUUCUCUUGAGGAAAUCCAGAUCAUCUAUAACUACGGCUUUGGCGUGGCUAAAUCUAGGGAGAUCCGACGAGAACACAAGCUCCGACAACAGGCACGUAUGGAUGCUCCCAUGGGAGCCCAAGGUUCUGCUACCGCUUCAGACGAUCAAUUGGGGAAGGUGUAA